This is a messenger RNA of Ochlerotatus camptorhynchus, 3886 nucleotides long. RefSeq lists its product as uncharacterized. Gene Ontology annotation, molecular function: G protein-coupled receptor activity. Gene Ontology annotation, cellular component: plasma membrane. Gene Ontology annotation, biological process: adenylate cyclase-activating G protein-coupled receptor signaling pathway; cell surface receptor signaling pathway. Bases 30 to 3824 code for a protein of 1264 amino acids. The record is from RefSeq and is a predicted model, not a curated record. The transcript has 3 exons. NCBI's taxonomy places the organism in Eukaryota, Metazoa, Arthropoda, Insecta, Diptera, Culicidae.
GUGGUUUAGUUUCCGAGCUUCUCUACACUAUGAGAAGAGUUGUAUACAGUAUAGUGCUUGUUCUUACACUUAAGUUCAUUGGCUUGACGACAAGUGAUAGUGCUUUUAUCGCUAAUGAUCAGUGUAAACAGAGUGAGGUAUUUCUAUGGCAGAAGAACGUUUCCAUUUCAACGGAUUGUGACUGUCCUCCCAAUUUUAUCGCUCUGAUUAGCGAAGGUGGCAAGCCAACCUUCUGCAUAAUGCUUACAAAACCACAUAUCUGGAGUAAUAUUUGCAUUUCAAUGGGAAGUACAGAUGAUUAUUACGAAAUUACUGUCAAGGAAAGAGCCAUAGUAAAUUCGUUUCUAAGAAAUGCAAAUGUCACCGAAUUCUGGAUAUCAGUGCGAAGAGAAAGUGCAUUCGAUCCUCCACAGAAACAAUUACCUGGAAGUAAAUGGGGAGCACCACUGGAGUUUGACGAGGAUUAUGAUUUGGAAGUUUCCAUAAAUGCUACGGGAAAUUGUCUUAAAGCAAACAUUACCCGUAACUAUUCAGCGGCGAGUUUCGAAGACUGCAGCAAUCUAUAUCCUCAGUUAUGUGUAUACAAGCGAGAUACGAUGCUGCGGUUACACUGUUCACCAGAUGAGUACACUACUCGUUAUGCUUAUUUUCAAAAAUAUUGUUAUAAAAUCGAAAAGGCAUCGAGUGUGCGAAGGCAGUGGAAUCUAUACGAUGUCGAUAGUCACAGAAAAUUCCAGUUGUAUCAGAAUCUAGCAAAAGAAUCAUCCGUCAGGUGUGAGAGCAGUAUCGUUCAGUCAAAUUUGACUUACCAUCUCCAGCAAGCGUUUUUAAAUUCAGGACAAGCAAACGAUGAGUUGUAUUACGUUGCGAUGCGCUUCGAUGGUAUAAUGACGCUGACGAAGGAUUUUGACUGUGCAGCAUACCAGUUCGAAAGUGAUGCUUUUAAGUUACCCGAUAUCAAAUUGAACUUUGAUCGGAUUCACAAGAAACUUCUACUAGUUGUUAGCAAUGGUCGCUUUCUGUGGCGUGAACGAACCAAGGAUAUAGGAAUUGUCUGUUAUACUGAUGCCGAUACCGAACUGUUAAAAGAAGUGAACAUCAAACGAAAAGUAUGGCCUCCGCAAGCUCAAUUUCGAGCAGACGAGCAGGAAAUCUAUGAGUUGAAACUUUACGGCGACUUUCCCGGGUAUUACUGGUGUGAGGGGCAUUCGGUUCUUAACUUCACUCUCAUCAAAUCGGAUCGAAUAGUUGCUCAGAAGAAGGAUUCAGAUGUACACAUUUAUUCAAUUCUGUUGGAGGUGUAUUCUCUGGAAUAUGAAAAAGUCUGGCAAAAGAAUAAUCUCAAACGAUUAAUGAAGGAUUAUUUGCAAUAUCUAAAAUCACACGACGAUGAGAAAAUCCACAGAUUAACUGAUCUGCUGAAAGGGAUGCAGGUUAUGAAAAUUGGAUACAUUGAUCAAGUCUUCAACCGGAUCAGUCUGAUUGUACAUGUCUCAGCUAGAUACACUGAUGACGUCGAUGACCUGGAACCUGUUGUUGGUAGCUAUGCGGGUAAUGAGGAGUAUAUUGAAAAGCACUACCAUCUGAAGCAAGCUCUUAAAUUUCUAUUUGAAUCAACAAACAAUAGAAAAUAUCAGUUCAAGGGCAUCAACAGCACAGAAAUCUGUUUGCCUCAGGACACAAGCGAUGGUUUGAAAUGGCUCUCGGCACGAAUUGGACAAACAAUUGCUCCACAGAACCUGUGUCUCAUUGAAGCGAGUGGUCUUCCAUUGACAAGAAAAUGCAUCGGUGAUAGAACGUACGGCGGUGUUUGGCAGCAGCUUCAGGGAUAUUUAGAAUGUAGCAAAGUGGUGAAUAAACAUACAAUGGAAUUGUUCAAUUAUACAGAAACUUCUUUGAAUGUUGAUGAAAUGGUUCAACUGAUGGGUAAAAUAGAGCAUGUAAUAGACUCUGCGAUCGAUAUCAUUCCCGCCGAUUUAUUCUACCUUUCCAAGACAAUGGAUCAUAUGAGAUCUUCGUUAUUGAAUAAUGGUAGUAAUAAUGUCGCCAUAAUUGGCAAUAAAACAGAUAGCUACUACUGCGGCAUAGCUGGUAUUCUGAAUCGAGUAAUGUACAUGAACGAAUCUGUUGUACUUCGUUCGCAAAUAGCACUCAACACGACAAACAUCCUUCUUGACUCCACGGAUGACAUUAUAAAUCAGUUAUCAGUCACAAACAACUCUGUAAAUUUUCUUCGAGGUGACAGUCUAAAUUGUCUUGAUGGAGAAGGACGAACUCUCGAAGCGGAUGGCGUAUUAGAGAAACAACGCGGCACUAUUCUAUUUACAACAUCGAGGUUGAUUCUGUUAGUAGCAGAUCCGUCCAUCAGUGGCAUAUCAGGAAUUGCAUUAACCAGAAUAAACGGAUCAAAUGUAGAAUCAAAUUCUACUGAUCCUAAUUUUGAUCUAUUUGAUACGCGAUUGAUAUCGGCCGAUGAAGAUGAAAACGCAAUAAUGAUGGAAGAAAAUUUAGAAGUCGCCGCGUAUGUUCCUAGGCAGCUAUUGGAAAAAAUUACUUUACUCAAAGAACAUAUAGACGAAAAUGUUACUACCAACGAGCAAGUAUUCAGAAUAGUUGUUUCAAUAUACUUCAACGACAACGUUUUCAAGGAAACAACGAAUGGCACUAUUCUGAAAGCAAACAGUAAAAUCAUAAGCGUGACUAUCCCUGGCUAUAGUUCAGAUUUACCUGGAGUUGUUCCAAUAUUUUUCCGGGAUUACGACGCAAAUCGCACCAGUAGCUGUGGAUAUUGGAACUUUGAACCCGAAGAUGUAGAUAUGAUGCCGAAAUGGUCAUUUGGAGGAUGCAGUCUAGCUCAACAAAAUGACCAGUUAACAUUAUGCAAAUGCUCUCACUUGACACCAUUCUCAAGGCUUUGUAUGGAUAUUCAACACAUUGAAAGUGACGAUGUGUUACAAAAAUUUAUCGGUGAACACACAAUACUUGCUUUGGAUACCAUAACGGCAAUAGGAAGUGCACUUUCUUUAUUGGGGGUGGUUGGAAUUUUCGUUACUGCUUCCAUGUUUCCAACAUGGAGAAGUACUGCAAAUUCUAAAAUUUUGCUACAAUUGUCAUUGGCAAUUGCCAUUGAAAUGGUUAUAAUUUUUCUCGAUGGACCGGAUAUUAAUUACAAUGAACGCAGUAGUAAAAUACAGUGUACUCUUCUGGGUGGAGCAUUUCAUUACAUCAUUCUUGUAACAUUUAUGUGGAUGUUGGUGAUUGCAUAUCUGCAAUUUUUGCGUUAUGUGAAAGUUCUGGGUCGUUUGCGUCCUUCUCGGUUCAUACUGAAAGCAUCACUCUUGAGCUGGGGGUUACCACUGAUACCGGUAAUUGUAUUUGCCGCAGUCGACUACACCAUGUACCACAAACAAGAUAACAUUUCUGAUAUUUGCUACCCCCAUGGAACAGCUUUGUAUUACGGUUUGCUUUUACCGAUCGGAGUAGUGAUUUUGGUAAAUAUGGGCAGUUUUCUUUUAAUAAUUUAUAAUGUGUUCAGUGUUCCAGAUAAUUUGACGCGAUCUUCUGAUAGAGAUCUCACUUUGUCACAAAUAAGGCUUUCAUUAUUUUUGUUCUUUCUUCUUGGUUUGCCGUGGAUUUUUGGGAUGAUGAUAACAAUUCGUGCGGGAAACAUUUUUUCCUAUUUAUUCUGUCUAACUGCACCGUUGCAAGGAUUUAUCUUGUUUGUAUAUUUUAUAAUAAUGGAUCCAAUAGCGAGAAAAUUUUGGUGCUCAAAAUGCAGCAAAAGUGAACCAUCGAAAAAUGCAAUAGAUAUGCCGGUCAAGUAGAAUUUCCCUCAUUAGAGAUCCGGACGAACUUACUCACUAAAAAAAAAUCGCAUUUCAUGCAA